CCGCCGCCUUCCUGCCCCCGCCAGCGGGACGCCCCGGGCCCUCGAGGUUGCGUCCGGGCCCCCGGGGGCCGCCGCGUUUCCUUCCCGGGGGGCCGCUUCCUCUCGCCUCCCCCACCGGCCGCCCCCCGCCGCCUUGGGGGUGCCCGCGCCCCCCGGCUCGGGCCAUGGGCAGGGUCUGACCCCGCCGCCGGACGGGGCCGGGGGGGGGUGGUCCGCGCCGCCUCCAUGUCGCUGGCGCUGAAGGCCCGGCAGAAGGCGAGGCGCAAGGGCGGCGGCAAGGAGCGGGUUUUCGGCUGCGACCUCCUCGAGCAUCUCCAGCAGUCGGGGCAGGACGUGCCCCAGGUGCUGAGGAGCUGCACGGAGUUCGUGGAGCAGCACGGGGUGGUGGACGGCAUCUACCGCCUCUCCGGGGUCUCCUCCAACAUCCAGCGGCUGCGGCAGGAGUUCGAUGGCGACCGCUGCCCCGACCUGCAGAAGGACGUCUACCUGCAGGACAUCCACUGCGUCAGCUCCCUCUGCAAGGCCUAUUUCCGCGAGCUCCCCAACCCGCUCCUCACCUACCAGCUCUAUGACAAAUUCGCCGACGCGGUGGCCAUCCAGAUGGAGGAGGCUCGCCUGGUGAAGAUCAAGGAGGUGCUGAAGGAGCUGCCGCUGCCCCAUUAUAGGACGCUGGAGUUCCUGAUGAGGCACCUCCUGCGCAUGGCGUCCCACAGCAGCCGCACCAACAUGCACGCCAGGAACCUGGCCAUCGUCUGGGCCCCCAACCUGCUGCGGUCGAAGGACAUCGAGGCGACGGGGUUCAACGGCACGGCGGCGUUCAUGGAGGUGCGCGUCCAGUCCAUCGUGGUGGAGUUCGUCCUCACCCACGUCGAGCAGCUCUUCGGGGACGCUCCUCUCCGCGGCGGCGAGUCCCCCCGUCGCUCGCUGCUGCUGGGCGGGGGGGUGCCGGGGGACGCGCAGCCCCCCCCGUACCAUGUGCCGGCGGCGCUGAGCCAAGGCGAUGGGCCCCCCCCGAUCCGGCCCUACCACACCAUCAUCGAGCUCAGCGACCACAGGAGGAAGGGCUCCCUGAAGGCCAAGAAAUGGAGAUCCAUCUUCAACCUGGGCCGCUCCAGCCACGAGGCCAAGCGCAAGCUGGCGAAGGCGGAGGAGAAAGACGACAAGUGCGGUAAAAUCAGCUUGCGGCCGGCCAAGAGCAUGGACUCGCUCAGCUCCGUCCCCUUCGCCAGCGACGACGACCCUCGGCUGAGCAAGAAGCGGUCGGUGAAGCAGCCGCCGCAGCGCCGGGAGAGCUUCGACACCUGCCCCUCGCCGCCGGGGAGCUGCCCCGAGCUGGACGAGAGCCUGGAGGAGAAGCCGAAGGGGCCGGAGGAGCUGCGGAGCCCCGAGUCGGAGGGCGAAAGCAGCACCAAGUCGGAGCCCACCACCCCCAAAGCCGGCCGGGCCUCGCUGGUGGCCCCCGGCCGCUCGCCCAAGGCCGCCCGCAGCCGUGCCGAGAAGUGCGCGGGGGUCCACAUCUCCGGCCCCUUCUCCGUCACCGUCCCCUUCCACAUCACCUCCAACCUCUCCCGCCUGACGCGGGGGCUGCCCUGCCCGGCGCUGGACCAGGGCAGGGACCCCCCCGCCAGCCCCCCGCCGCCCGCCCCACGCUCCCACGGGGAUCCCCAGCCCCGCGCCGGGGAGGGGCGGCCGCCGGGACCCCCGGGGUGCCGGGGGACACAGCGGGGCGAGUCCCCCCCGGCAGGGGAGGGGAAGGCGGACGCGGAGCAGACCCGGCUCUCCCUGGAGCUGCGGGAUUCCUUCGCCUUCCUGGACAGCCAGGAGACGUGGCUGGAGGGCGGCGGGGACGGGGAGCCGGCGGCGUGGUCCCUGCUGCCGGACAGCCUGCCGGGGGACGGCGAGGGGUCCCCGGCCAUGGAGGAGGGGAUGGAGAGCGGGUUCAUGAACCCAGGAGAGCCCCCAGUGGAGCAUCCCGACAGCUACCUCUCCAUCGAGGAGUGCAUGGACGAGAUGUUCUUCAUGGCUCCCAGCGGCUCCGACGCCGAGGACCGCGCCGGGGACACCGACUCGGACGACAUGUUCCUCAGCGCCCACGACGACCUCAGCCCGCUGGUGGCAUUGCUGGAGCUCCCCCACCAGCCACCGGGCGAGGGGACCUCCCUGGAGACCCAGGCACCGGCCCGAGCCGGCGCCGAAGGCACCGCCGUGCCGCAGGACAGGUCUCCAACGCCAGGGCUGUACCCCGCGGAGGAGGAUGCUCUGGGUGAGGGGGAGCACUCUGGGGACCCCGCCGGGGUGCCGGCAGAGGGGGGGACACCCCCAGGGCAGGGAGGUGGCGGGGAGGGGGCGGCAGAUGGCGGCACCGACCCCAGCAGAACUGAGUCCAGCAGCGAAGCCGGGCCGGGGGACGAGGCCGGAGGAGCCGGGGGCUGUGCGGGAGCGGGGCCGGCUCCCGACACAUCAGAUGGUGAAGUCGAAGUGGAUGGAGCUGGCUCCAGUCCCCCCGCCCCAGAGGAGCCUGGGGAGGGCGAACCCCCGCCUUCAACGGGGUCCCCUCCAGCCUCCUCACCGGAGGAGCCCCCCCAGGAGCCAGCAGAGCCCCUGGUCCCCGGGUCUGUCCCCGAGGUUGUCCCCGAGGCUGUCCCCAAGGCUCUCCCGCCCGCCACGGCCAGCAUGGAGGUGACCGUUGCCGCCCCCAGGAGCAGCCCCGCUUCCCCCUCGCUCUCCGCCUCAGCCCCGGAGCUGUACGUUGCUCCCCCCGAAGCCCCGCCGCCGACCCAGGCUGAGCCCCCCGGGGCUCCGGGGCUCCCCGAGGCCGUGGCCGUCCUGCGCCAUGACGGCAGCGCCCCGGCGCGCCUGGCCGCCCGCACCGUGCGGGUGCAGCAGGCCCGCUCCGUCCCCGUCGUGCCCCCCAAGCCUCAAUUCGCCAAGAUCCCCCCGGCCCUGCAGCCGUGGACACCCCCAGCCAUGGCGGGGGACGCCGCCGCGACCCCCCAGCGGGUCCCCAGCCCCCCGGCUCCCGAGGGGCCUCCUGGGGCGGGCAGGAGAGCAGGAUGGCGGGAGGGCGGCAGCGUCUCCUUCGACGAGGCGGUGGCCAUGGCCGCCCAGCAGCAGCCGGCCCAGGCGCCGGUGAGGAGGAUCCAGACCUACAGCGGGGGGGAGCCGGCGCCCGCCGCCCCCAAGGCCCUGCCCUUCCAGAGGAGUCCCCUGAGGCCACGGCUGCUGCGGCCCCUCAGCUGCGUGGCCGCCCCCGAGGCCGAGGCGACGGGGAGGAGCCGCCGGAGCCUCACCCGGCCGCCGGCACAGGCCGAGGGGGCGGCGGGCGAGCGCUGAGCUGCGGGGACGCGGGGACGGCGGACAUUUGUGCCCCUGUGCGGGCGACAACGGGGUCAAUAAAGGCUUUGUCU
Chroicocephalus ridibundus (black-headed gull) is the source of this 3407-nucleotide messenger RNA. RefSeq names its product Rho GTPase activating protein 30 (gene ARHGAP30). NCBI's taxonomy places the organism in Eukaryota, Metazoa, Chordata, Aves, Charadriiformes, Laridae. The coding region runs from base 226 to 3333 and encodes 1035 amino acids. Gene Ontology annotation, molecular function: GTPase activator activity. The record is from RefSeq and is a predicted model, not a curated record. The transcript is spliced from 11 exons. Gene Ontology annotation, biological process: small GTPase-mediated signal transduction.